Pogonomyrmex barbatus (red harvester ant) is the source of this 1699-nucleotide messenger RNA. RefSeq names its product long wavelength sensitive opsin 2 (gene Lop2). Gene Ontology annotation, cellular component: membrane. NCBI's taxonomy places the organism in Eukaryota, Metazoa, Arthropoda, Insecta, Hymenoptera, Formicidae. Gene Ontology annotation, molecular function: G protein-coupled receptor activity. Gene Ontology annotation, biological process: phototransduction; visual perception; G protein-coupled receptor signaling pathway. The record is from RefSeq and is a predicted model, not a curated record.
AUUGUAUGUGAUACAGUUACAAGCUAUUGUUUCUUACAGAAUAUUGAUGUUUCAUAGAUUAGAAUUUUUAAUUGUCCUGAAUUCAAGAUUCUAGAUCCAGCAACACAAUACCUUGAAAUAUUUUAGUGUCAAAAAAAAAUGGAAUCUCUUAUUACAAUAGGCAUUGAAAAUUUGACUCCAACCAUUUUAUCUGGAAAUUCAACUAUGGCAUUGGAUAAUAUACUAAUAACGACGAACGGACCUCGAGCUUUGCAACAAAUCAUGGGUUUUAAAAAUCAGACUGUAAUAGAUAAAGUACCUCCGGAUAUGCUGCACUUAAUUGAUCCACAUUGGUACCGGUUUCCAUCAAUGGAUCCAAUAUGGCAUAAAAUUCUAGGUCUUGUAAUGGUCAUAUUAGUAUUUAUGGGAUGGAUCGGUAAUGGUGUGGUGAUAUAUAUAUUCUUAAUGACACCAUUCCUGAGAACACCGAGCAAUCUUCUCGUGAUAAAUUUGGCUUUUUCGGACUUUAUCGUGAUGAUUAUCAUGUCACCUCCUAUGGUAAUCAACUGUUAUUAUGAGACUUGGGUAUUAGGCCCUUUAAUGUGUGAUAUAUAUGCCAUGGUUGGCUCUUUGUGUGGAUGUGCUUCAAUAUGGACUAUGACUGCUAUUGCUUUAGAUCGAUAUAAUGUUAUAGUAAAAGAUAUGGCGGGAAAACCACUAACUAUCAAAAAAGCAUUACUUGAAAUUUUAUUGAUUUGGAUUUUCGCUUUGGUAUGGACAAUUUUAUCUAUGGUGGGAUGGAACAGUUAUGUGCCAGAAGGCAAUAUGACUGCUUGUGGGACAGAUUAUCUUAUCAAAGAUUGGAGUUCUAAAUUUUAUAUCUUGAUGUAUUCGAUAUUUGUAUAUUAUACGCCGCUCUUCACUAUAAUUUACAGCUAUUACUUUAUCGUUUCGGCAGUAAGUGCUCAUGAAAAAACAAUGAGAGAACAAGCCAAGAAGAUGAAUGUCCAACCUUUGCGAUCUGGAGAUAAUCAAAACAUGAGCGCAGAAGCAAAAUUGGCAAAGGUAGCUUUAAUGACUAUUUCCUUAUGGUUCAUGGCAUGGACGCCAUAUCUGGUUAUCAAUUACAUAGGUAUUUUUGGGGGUGCUAGCAUUAGUCCUCUUUCCACCAUCUGGGGAUCUCUCUUUGCAAAGGCAAACGCUAUAUAUAAUCCAAUUGUUUAUGGAAUUAGAUAAAUGUCAUCCAAAGUAUAGAGCAGCACUAAAGCUACCAUUCCUUGUAUAUGGCUCGACUGAGGAUCUAUCUGCGGCUACGAAAAUUACAGAGACAGAAUCGACGGUGACCACAGCGUAAUUUCGAGCAAUGUAUUCUAAUUUCUAAAUGAUGCAAUUAGAAUAUAUUUCUCAAGAAUAUCGACGAAUCUCAGUGCUAAUAGAUAUGUGAUAAAUAUGUGAAAUAUGUGCAAAUUUGUAAAACUUCAAUAUUUGGCGGAUAGCUAAUAAUAUACAAAGAGCUGUGUAUAUGAAAUGUUGAGGACUAACUCUACAAUAUGUUGUACAAAAUGAACUUUUAUUUGGUUUUAAGUGUUCUCUUUUGUUCUCUACUUGUAUCGCAGGUGUUAAAUAUUACUGCUUUUAUAAGGAUGAAAGAUAGAAGAAUACUUAGCCAAUUGUAGUAAGCAACAGGAUAUUAUUCAAUAAAUCAUUUGUAAUAAUUUAA